This is a messenger RNA of Xiphias gladius (swordfish), 1096 nucleotides long. It is a transcript of the gene hapstr1a, whose product is annotated as chromosome 3 C16orf72 homolog. Bases 221 to 1093 code for a protein of 290 amino acids. The transcript has 5 exons. NCBI's taxonomy places the organism in Eukaryota, Metazoa, Chordata, Actinopteri, Istiophoriformes, Xiphiidae. The record is from RefSeq and is a predicted model, not a curated record.
CUGCGUUGUAUAUAUAUACCGACGUCGGCAACUAGGAAAAACAGUUAGCUAAGCUUAUCUUCAGAGAUGGUAGUAAUAGGUGGUAGGACUGUAUAAUAGUGCGAAAUAGUAAAAACGGUAGCAAUAUUAAUGACUUUGCUUAAAUAACUCUUAAGACGGUGUCUAUUUAUUUAUUUUUUUAAGAUUAAAAGCGCAUUUCCUCGAGUUUUUGGUGCGUUAAAUGGAGGAGAAGAAGGAAGACGGAGACUCGGAGAUACAGGAACACGGACCCGAGCACUGGUUCUCAAAAUGGGAGCGGCAGUGUUUGGCCGAAGCGGAGCAGAGGGAGCCGAGCGAGGAAGAGGCUGACAACGACCAGGAUAAACUGUGGCAUCUUUUCCAGAACUCCGCCACUGCUGUGGCACAGUUAUACAAAGACAGAGUAUGUCAUCAGCAGGGCCUUUCAUUGUGGGUGCCAUUUCAGAACGCUGCUACAGCAGUUACCAACCUCUACAAAGAGAGUGUGGAGGCCCAUCAGAGAAGCUUUGAUCGGGGCAUCCAAAUAGGCCACCAACGCCGUAAUAAGGAUAUGUUGGCCUGGGUGAAAAAACGUCGGAGAACCAUUCGUAGGGAGGAUCUUAUCAGUUUUCUGUGUGGCAAAGCACCACCACACAGGAGUAGCAGGGCAAACCCACGGCUGGCCAUGGUGGCCCCUAGUCGGGCUAAUUCACCAGCUGAGACAGGUUCAUCUGUGGAAGCAGAUCUCCAGCCCUUCAGGGAGGCCAUAGCAUUGCAUGGUCUAAGUGGAGCCAUGGCAAGUAUCAGUGUGCGCUCCGGUGCUCCAGGUUCUCCCACACAUGUGAGCGGGAGCAGCAGUACUGGAGGCGGUGCCGGUGGAGGUGGUUCUUCUGGCUCGGGGCCCGUGUGCCGCAGCAGGCGUAAUGGGCUUCAAGACGUCGACCUGAACACUUUCAUCUCAGAGGAGAUGGCACUGCAUCUGGACUCUACAGGCUCAGCCUCCGCUGGAGGGGGAGGAACCAGGAAACGAAACUCCACCCAAUGUAGUGAUGUCAUCACAGACUCCCCUACGCACAAACGCAACAGGAUGAUCUGAUCU